Ictalurus punctatus (channel catfish) is the source of this 2558-nucleotide messenger RNA. RefSeq names its product endothelin converting enzyme 2a (gene ece2a). The record is from RefSeq and is a predicted model, not a curated record. Gene Ontology annotation, molecular function: S-adenosylmethionine-dependent methyltransferase activity. The coding region runs from base 574 to 1305 and encodes 243 amino acids. NCBI's taxonomy places the organism in Eukaryota, Metazoa, Chordata, Actinopteri, Siluriformes, Ictaluridae. The transcript has 4 exons.
AAUUCAGUAGUACUGUUACUACGUGAUUUCGGACAUAGCCACAGUCUGUAGCCGUGUAGCUAGUCUCUGAUACGAUGAGCUGCCUUCAGCUAAAUAAUUUACAUAAAUGCAUGUGAAGGAUCUGCUACAUGGUCCAUUUCAUCCCAAACAUUAAUCGAUCCGGUAAUAAGAUACUUUGCCAACUGAAGAUCUGAUAUUUUAGCCUGUCCGAAACGGCUCCUGAAAAACUUUUAUAUUGAAACUUCUGAUGGAGGUCAAAGGGCGAGCACAUGGCUACAGAUACAGUGCAUACUACAAUACUAGUGUGUAAAAUAAUACGCAUCCUGUGACCUGAACGAAUGCUAGCGUAGUAUUUUGACGUACUAUUUAGUACAGUAGCACGCAGCUUUACCCGCACACUGUGAGGGAAGCGCGAGUUUCCUGUAUUUAAUUUAACCUGAGAGUGAAACAGUCCACUGAUCACACUGGUGGUGUUGUGUAAAUCACAUGCUUUCUUGCUAUCACAAGUGUAUAUCAGAAAACAUUGUCAAGCCGUUGCUAGUAAAUUAGCCACUACUGCUAUACCGUAGUAGUAUGGAGUAUUUACCCGGCUGUAAUAAGAGAUAUAAAGACGUGGAGUACUGGAAUGAACGGUACCAAACCGAAGAGACUUUUGAGUGGUUUGGGGACUUCGCCAAAUUCCGCCAUCUUCUGGUCCAGCAUGUGAGAAAAGAGGAAAACAUCCUGAUGUUAGGUUGCGGGAACAGCGCUCUAAGCUUGCACAUGUACCUGGCCGGCUACACGACCAUCACUAACGUGGACUACUCAAGUGUGUGUGUGGAGAGCAUGGCCCAGCGUCACAUUGACUGCAUGGGCAUGAGCUGGGUGUGCAUGGAUGCUCGUCGUCUGGCUUUCCCUGAUUCCUCAUUUGAUGUGGUCAUGGAAAAGGGCACACUGGAUGCCAUGCUUGUGGAGGAACGAGACCCCUGGAACAUUUCAGAUGCCAGCGUCCAGCUACUGCACGAAGUUCUCAAAGAGAUCAGUAGGGUCCUAAAGCCUGGAGGUCGUUUUGUGUCAGUGACCUUUGCACAGCCACACUUCCGGAAGAAAGUGUAUGCUCGCCAAGAGUAUGGCUGGUCCAUCAACCAUUAUCACUACGGCGACAGCUUCCACUACUUUCUUUAUGUCCUCACCAAAGGGGAGGAGCUUAGCCCAGAAGAUGCUGCAUUGGAGAGAAGGGUGCAUUCCCAGACGGAUGACCUGCCCACUGUGGUCACAUUUCUGGACGAUGAAAAUGAGGACUUCCUCACUAACAUUGGCCUGUAAAAUCUUGCAACAGUGAGCUCAGCCAAGGAAAACAAAGACCUCUGGUUUUCUGAUAGUUACAUUUUAAAUGCUUUUUUACUAGGGAUUCAAUAUGGUAAUGUUAUAUGGAACAUCAUGGAAUGUUUUUUUGUUUGUUUGUUUCCUGGGUGUUUUUAUUGUUUUAUUAGAAAAUUUUUGAUUAGAAAAUUAUCAGAUCCUUGAAAUCUGAAUGUGAUUUCAGAUUUGUACAAAUGCAAUGUAUAAGGUCAUGUUAGAUUUUGUUAUCUUUGGAUAUCAGUAGGAAUUUUAUUGAAUUUUGCCAUAAUUUUGGUAAAAUUAUAUUUUUGUAAUAUGGGUGCUUUAAAAAAAAAAAAAAUCUGAUAAUAUUCUUCUUCUCCUUCCCUCUGUCUCUCUCCAUUUUAUGAUUUCUUGUCUCUUUCCUCUAGUCUGGCCUAACUUCUACAUGGGUAUAAAAUAGGCUAAAGUCAUUUGACAUUUUUACAUUCAUACAGCGACAGCCCUGUCAUAGAUUAAUCACCAAACAACAAACUGUUUCAUUUGCUAUUUUCAGGAAACUGAGCAUAUGUGUGCAGACACAUCCUGUUGUAAAUGAGGUUUAAAUUUUCUACUGGCCACCAGGACUUGGUGACAUUAAUUAAUAAACCAGAAAUCAUUUAUUUUUAAUUUUGCUCUGAAAUCUAAUUACUAGCUAUUUUUAAAGAAUGGAAAAAGGUGCUGUCAUGAUCCAAAUAGAAGCCUGUGCAUUAUACCUUGUUCCCUGUUUUUCCCUUCCCCAUGUUUCCAGUGUUUUUUUCUCCCUUGUGUUUCUGUUAAUGUGUGUGUGCGCUCCACCUCUGGGGCUGUCGGAUUGAAUCAUUGACUCACCUGCUUCUCAUCAGCUCAUCAAUCAGCAGUGUAUAUAAUCCCCAGUUCUUCAGCCACUCAUCACCAGAUUGUUCUGGCUUCAGUAUGGUUAACUGCUCUUGCUCCCUUUCUGCUCACUUUCAGCUCACUUGCUGUUACGCCCAGCCCUGCUUUGUGGUGGAUCUCCUGCUCCAUGUUCAGCCCUCAUGCCGACCCGAGUUCGAGCCUCAGCACUCAAACACCCUAACCCACUUAUGCUCAGCCCCGCUCCCCCCUUCUACAGUGGCGUUUCAGCUGUGCACUCGUGACUUAUGUGGUGGACCAGAGUUCAAAUCCUAACCCCGAUGACUCAUUAUCUCACUCCAUUCCCAUUCCACUCAUGCUUCUACAAUAAAUCCUGUUAACAUUCA